Molecule: messenger RNA, 3225 nt
Organism: Cololabis saira (Pacific saury)
Lineage: Eukaryota; Metazoa; Chordata; Actinopteri; Beloniformes; Belonidae
Product: guanine nucleotide-binding protein G(I)/G(S)/G(T) subunit beta-1-like
Exons: 11
Coding region: 419-1441 (340 amino acids)
Biological process (GO): G protein-coupled receptor signaling pathway
Cellular component (GO): cytoplasm; heterotrimeric G-protein complex
Molecular function (GO): protein binding; signaling receptor complex adaptor activity
Source: RefSeq, a predicted model, not a curated record
UGCUGUUUGAUGGCCGGAGGAAGAAGCGACUGAGAUCCCGGCGCGAAGGAGCAACCAGCGGGACGACGACGACGACGUACGACGGUGGCAAAGACGAGAAAAAGGGGGGACUUUUUUUUUUUUUUUUAAUUUCCCCACUUUAAACUUGGAAUUAACGUCGGGGAGAGCUCGCCAGCAGGAACCCUCCGCACGCCGUGUCUGGGUGAACAGCAGCCCCGUCUCUGCGCCUCCGUGCCCGGUGUGUGUGUGUCCGUCCCCCCCCCCUCAUCCCCUCGGCGGGUCGGGGAGUGCCGCUCCUUAGUGGCCAAAACUACACAAAUCCGAGGAAAAAAAGACAGUUUACACACUGUACUUCCAUAUUAAAGCGGAUCAGCAAGAGUCCAGGCGGCGGAGCGAAGCACACCAUUAGCAGAGGAAAAUGAGUGAACUGGAUCAGCUACGCCAGGAGGCUGAGCAGCUCAAGAACCAAAUCAGGGAUGCCAGGAAAGCGUGUGCAGAUGCUACCCUGUCUCAGAUCACAGCUAACAUUGACCCUGUUGGCCGAAUUCAAAUGCGCACUAGACGGACACUGAGGGGGCAUUUGGCUAAAAUCUAUGCCAUGCACUGGGGCACUGACUCAAGGCUCCUGGUCAGCGCCUCCCAGGAUGGCAAACUCAUUAUCUGGGACAGCUACACCACAAACAAGGUCCAUGCCAUCCCGCUGCGCUCCUCCUGGGUGAUGACGUGCGCUUAUGCCCCUUCUGGGAACUAUGUUGCCUGUGGAGGUCUGGACAACAUCUGCUCCAUCUACAACCUGAAGACCCGUGAAGGAAACGUGCGCGUCAGCCGUGAGCUGGCUGGACACACAGGAUACUUGUCCUGCUGUCGCUUCCUGGAUGACACCCAGAUCGUCACCAGCUCUGGAGACACCUCCUGUGCUCUGUGGGACAUCGAGACUGGGCAGCAGACGACUACGUUCGCUGGUCACACCGGCGAUGUGAUGAGUCUCUCUCUGGCGCCUGACGCCAGGCUGUUUGUGUCUGGAGCCUGCGAUGCCUCAGCCAAGCUCUGGGACAUCAGAGAAGGAAUGUGCCGACAGACCUUCACUGGCCACGAGUCAGACAUCAAUGCCAUUUGCUUCUUCCCUAACGGCAACGCCUUUGCCACGGGCUCAGACGACGCCACCUGCCGGCUGUUCGACCUGCGCGCCGACCAGGAGCUGAUGGUUUACUCACAUGACAACAUCAUCUGCGGAAUCACCUCUGUGGCAUUCUCCAAGAGCGGCCGCCUAUUGCUGGCCGGCUAUGAUGAUUUCAACUGCAAUGUCUGGGACACUUUGAAGGCAGACCGUGCAGGAGUCCUUGCUGGCCAUGAUAACCGGGUGAGCUGCUUGGGCGUGACUGACGACGGCAUGGCCGUGGCGACAGGGUCCUGGGACAGUUUCCUCAAGAUCUGGAACUAGAGUCUGAAGAUGGCAUCCGGACUCCAAAGUUGAGUGCAAGACCAUUCCAUCAAAAUGUUUAAUUUCGUUGCAUAUCCAAUCGUUUCAAAAAAACAAAAAACGACAAAAAAAAUUAAAAUAAAAUAAACACCCACUCACAACCACCACACACACACACACACACACACACACACACAGACACCCACAACCACACACGCACACACACACCAUGAUACUGACUCAAAACACCUCUUAAAAAUCUAUCAAGGGCAAAAUGUCUCUCCUUCUCUCUAUUUCUCAAUUAAAAGAGCACAAUUGUCUGUCACUCAUUCAGCUACAAAAAAAACGAUUCUCGAGGAAUGAAGUGGUUUCAAAGUGGAUCGGAGAGGAAAGUUGUGCAUUCCUCUGUGGUCUGGAAUAGUUUUUGAUGAAUAUACGAAACCCCCACCAGUGCUACCACACCACAAGGUGAACAUGUCCUGCAUCCUCAUUAUGCACCAGUGAAGGCUAUUACAUGACAGUGAUCGAACUCUUAAUCGUUUUUUGACCAUGUUUGUUUUUGUUUCUCCGUUUUCAUUAUUAUAUUUUGAAGAGAGGUAGAUCAGUGAACUGUCAGUUAUUGUUGAAAAAUGAGGAUCAAAGCUUUGUUUUAUUUCCUAGUCUUUACACAUUUUAGAGGGGCUGAACAGUGAAAUGAACUCCAGAUCAUGUCAUGUUUAAGUCCAGCUUUAUCCCACUGGAGAACAAAGAGAGAAUUAAGCUUCAACAGGGAGUCCUCAAGCCACUUCUGGCCCUUCUGUAUAUUUAGCCCUGUCAUACUUUUACCGUUUCUUUUUUCCAGUGUAGUCCACCAAUCUUUGUUUGCACAAAAAAUUAAACUUUGCAUAUAUAGAAUAAUGUCUAAAGAAAAAAAAAGUUAACUAACCAAGCACAUGCUGUUUAUGAUGAUGAAUGCUCGUUUUUAAAACGCAAAACAAACAAAAAAAUUACAAACCAUUUUAACCAUUCUUACACCUUUUUGUCUGGCAACAGUGUAGAAUAAUUAAAUGAAGAUUCACCCAUCGGAUCAUAUCCACUCCCCACCACCCGUAUUCGUUUUUUUUUCUUCUUCUUCUUCUUGGGUUUUGUUUUCCCUGGUUUCUGUUGCCCGUGGUUGGGACCGGUGAUGUGACGUGGUCAGGUAGGGACUAACUCCAUCUUAGCCUGGUUGCAAUCCGGACGUUUCUCUUUGAACAGAGGUGCCCAUUCCGUGCUUGGAAAUGCAGUUACUACUCUGUGAAUGACAUGUUGUAUAAAUCAAUGUUUGAAAAUAAUGAUAUUGAAACUUUUUAAGUUAAAAACAUAAAAAAAAAGAUUUUGGUUGUCUGCCAUGGGUGGGUUAUCUCUUAGAAUCGCAUGCUGUAGAAUUGCUUAAAAAGGUGCAUAUGGAAUUAAGUCCUUUUUGAUGUUUUUCUUUAAGAAAAUAACCUGUUGAAUAUAUCAAUACAAUGGUAUUUAUAUUUUUCUUUUUCUCUUUUUUUUUUUCCUUCUUUUUUUUGCUACUCUGUGCAUACACGAUUCAACUAAAAGCUAUGCACUGGAGAAGCAAACCCUGCAACAUGAACGGUUACUCGGUCCAUACUUGGGAGGGAUUCCACUAAUUAACAAGUUACGUACAUGCUUAAAUUGUACACACAUGCAUACGUACAUCCAUUCACGUAAACAUACGCAGUCCAAAUGGAUCAAAUAAAUUUUCAUUCCUUCUGUAGCAGACAAAAUUCCAUUUACAAGCAAACAUUUUAUAACAGGUUUUUUUUCUGUCCUUU